AUGAGUCUUAAAGACAGCGAUGACACAGAAGCAGACAAACUUGAAAGAAUAAUCCAGCAACUUGUCACAGAGAUAAUCAAGAAAAGAGAGUGUGCAAUGGUAAGCAGUAUGAAUAGCAAUACGACAGAUUAUCUUGGGAUGCUUUUGAAAGCUAAUCAUGAUACUGCUGGAAGAGACGAGAUCAUAUUUGAAGAAAUAAUUGAUGAAUACAAGAUGUUUUGUGAUGCUGGUCAAGAAACAACUCAGACAUUGCUCUCACGAACUAUUUCUCUUUUAGCACUACACACUGACUGGCAAGACAAAGCAAGAGAAGAGAUGAGCAUGAUCAUUAAUGAGACCUUAAGACUAUAUCCUCCUACGGUCGCCACUGCAAGAAAAGUUAAGAAGGAAACCAGAUUAGGGAAGUUCACCCUACCAGAAGGUACGAGGAUGGGUGUUCCAGUCCGAUCACUCCACCAUGACUCUAAGAUAUGGGGUGAAGAUACCCAUCUUUUCAAACCAGAAAGAGGAAUUGCUGAAGUCACAAAUGGAAAUCCAUCAGCAUUCCUGCCAUUCAGCCUAGGACCCUGA
This is a messenger RNA of Nicotiana attenuata, 570 nucleotides long. RefSeq names its product cytochrome P450 CYP749A22-like. The transcript is spliced from 3 exons. Lineage: Eukaryota; Viridiplantae; Streptophyta; Magnoliopsida; Solanales; Solanaceae. Gene Ontology annotation, molecular function: heme binding; oxidoreductase activity, acting on paired donors, with incorporation or reduction of molecular oxygen; monooxygenase activity. The record is from RefSeq and is a predicted model, not a curated record. The coding region runs from base 1 to 570 and encodes 189 amino acids.